CUGUGGCCACUUUAUAAAGCUGAUCUGUGAUCAGACUCAGCCCACAGCAGAGGCCUAGGCAACAGACCUCUGAGGAUUGGCUUGCACACCCCCUCAAGGGAAAGCAACAUCAGCAUGUGGACUGCUUGGUGUGUGGCAGCUCUGUCAGUGGCAGCUGUGUGUGGCAUCCGUCAAGACACAACCACAGUCCUCCGAGUUACAAAAGAUGUGCUGGGCGAUGCCAUCUCAGGCACAAUUCAGAAGAGUGACGCCUUCCGCUCCGCCCUGAGGGAGGUGCCCGUGGGUGUCGGUGGUGUCCCCUACAACGACUUCCAUGUCCGAGAGCCUCCCCCCAAAUACACCAAUGGCAGACAGCUUGGUGGCAAUUACAAAUACGGUCACAUUGAGGCGAAUGACAACACAGCUCAGCUGGGGGGCAAAUACCGCUAUGGGGAGAUCCUGGACUCUGAUGGGAGCCUCAGGGACCUGCGGCACGAAGACUACCGUCCUUCAGACUCUGCCUACCACCGCGGCCCCGGGAGGUACAGGUCUGCAGCGGACCCGUCCUCGGCGGGCAGGCUCCACCGGCGCGAACUGAGGCCUGGAGAGAUCCCAGCUGGUGUGGCCACUGGAGCACUGGGCCCCGGAGGCCUGCUGGGCACUGGGGGCAUACUUGCAAACGAAGGCAUUCUGGCAGGCCAAGGGGGCUUGCUUGGAGGAGGCGGUCUUCUUGGAGAUGGAGGACUUCUCGGAGGAGGUGGUGUGCUCGGUGUGCUGGGUGAAGGAGGUAUCCUGAGCACCGUCCAAGGCAUCACUGGGUUGCGCAUCGUGGAACUUACCCUUCCCCGGGUGUCUGUGAGACUCCUGCCCGGUGUGGGUGUCUAUCUGAGCUUGUACACUCGUGUGGCCAUCAAUGGAAAGAGCCUCAUUGGCUUCCUGGAUAUUGCAGUGGAGGUUAACAUCACCGCCAAAGUUCGGCUGACCAUGGACCGCACAGGCUACCCGCGGCUGGUCAUUGAGCGCUGUGACACCCUCCUGGGAGGCAUCAAAGUCAAGCUGCUUCGGGGGCUUCUCCCCAACCUGGUGGAUAACUUAGUGAACCGAGUGCUGGCCAACGUACUCCCUGACCUGCUCUGUCCCAUUGUGGAUGUGGUUUUGGGUCUUGUCAAUGACCAGCUGGGUCUCGUGGACUCUUUGGUGCCUCUCGGAAUACUUGGGAGUGUGCAAUACACUUUCUCCAGCCUCCCACUGGUGACCGGGGAGUUCCUUGAGUUGGACCUUAAUACUCUAGUUGGGGAGGCAGGAGGUGACCUCAUUGACUACCCCCUGGGCCGGCCAGCUAUGUUGCCCAGGCCACAGAUGCCAGAACUACCCCCCAUGGGCGACAACACCAACUCCCAGCUGGCCAUCUCGGCCAAUUUCCUGAGCUCGGUGCUGACCAUGCUGCAGAAGCAAGGUGCAUUGGACAUAGACAUCACUGAUGGCAUGUUUGAAGAUCUCCCUCCACUUACCACUUCCACAUUGGGGGCCUUGAUUCCCAAGGUGUUCCAGCAAUACCCUGAGUCCCGCCCACUCACCAUCAGGAUCCAGGUGCCCAACCCCCCAACUGUGACCCUGCAGAAGGACAAGGCACUGGUGAAGGUGUUUGCCACCUCUGAAGUUGUCGUCUCCCAGCCUAAUGAUGUGGAGACCACCAUCUGCCUCAUCGAUGUGGACACAGACCUCUUGGCUUCAUUUUCUGUGGAAGGGGAUAAGCUCAUGAUCGAUGCCAAGCUGGAUAAGACCAGCCUCAACCUCAGAACCUCAAACGUGGGCAACUUUGAUGUGUUCAUCUUGGAAAUGUUGGUUGAGAAGAUCUUUGACCUAGCGUUUAUGCCCGCAAUGAAUGCUAUACUGGGUUCUGGAGUCCCUCUGCCCAAAAUCCUCAACAUUGACUUCAGCAACGCCGACAUCGACGUGUUGGAGGACCUUCUGGUGCUGAGCACAUGAGUGACAGAGGUAGACAACGUGAGAAGAAGUCAACCAGCUUCAGGGAGGAUUGUCCUGGACACCGGCCUGGUCCCAAGUCUCUUCAGCCUUCACCACAGGUCCCCUCCCACCCUCCCACCCUUUCCUCCUCCUGCCCUCAGCCUGGGAAAGGAUCCAGCCACUCCCCAUUGGCCAACAAUGCCAUGCUCAGGACAGCCUGGGGACUGAGAUCUUGUGCUUUCAAUAAAACAUUUCACUUUCCCUGCA
Rattus norvegicus (Norway rat) is the source of this 2214-nucleotide messenger RNA. It is a transcript of the gene Bpifb4, whose product is annotated as BPI fold containing family B, member 4. Gene Ontology annotation, molecular function: lipid binding. Lineage: Eukaryota; Metazoa; Chordata; Mammalia; Rodentia; Muridae. The record is from RefSeq and is a predicted model, not a curated record. Gene Ontology annotation, cellular component: extracellular region; cytoplasm.